This is a messenger RNA of Dufourea novaeangliae, 1888 nucleotides long. It is a transcript of the gene wcd, whose product is annotated as U3 small nucleolar RNA-associated protein 18 homolog. Gene Ontology annotation, biological process: rRNA processing. The coding region runs from base 317 to 1888 and encodes 523 amino acids. The record is from RefSeq and is a predicted model, not a curated record. Gene Ontology annotation, cellular component: Pwp2p-containing subcomplex of 90S preribosome; small-subunit processome. Gene Ontology annotation, molecular function: protein binding. The transcript has 7 exons. NCBI's taxonomy places the organism in Eukaryota, Metazoa, Arthropoda, Insecta, Hymenoptera, Halictidae.
UUAACUGUGCACUAUAUCGAUUGUGGAGAGUUAGAAAUAAUGUAUAUUCAUAACUUGUGUGGUUUUUCUGUAUUUUUUGUUAUACAGUAUUGAAUAUCAUUAUGUACUUCUAAUUGUAAGAGAAAAAGAGAGUUCUCUUCAGACCGACGACUGUGGAGUUGUCAAAGUGAGAUAGACAACUAUUUUGAUCGUGAUUACGUUGAAGGAUAAGACCGCGUGCAGACAAAAUAGUACCGUAAGUGACCGUAAGGUUAUGUGUUUAAAACGUAUAACAAUUUAUCAGUUCGUUACCUAUCGACUUAAAUAAAUCAUAAAAAUGAAUGAAAUAACCACAAAGAAAAAUAAGAUGAAGACUCAGAAGUCGGGUGUGGGUGAAAAAUUACCAAAAAAGCGUAGGCCCACAAAGACGUUGUAUGAUAAAAAAUUUACUGCGCCCUUAAAAAAAAAACGAAAAAAUGAAUAUGAUCCGAAAGAAGAAGCUAGAUUAGAAAGAAUCGUGUUUGGCGAUCCAAGUGAUAUUCUAAACAAUUUAUCAAGUAGCAAAGAUUUCAUUGAAUCGAGCAAAAGCGACAGUAUCAAUGCAAAUGAAAUUAUCUCUAUAGAUGAUAAUGUCAGUGAUGAUUCGGAUGUACCGAGUGAUGACAAUAUUGAUACAAACAGUCAGAAUAAAACAGCAUGGGUAGAUGAAGAUGAUGAGCAAUAUUCAGUACAAGCUGCAACAAAAGCACAGAAUCGAAGAUUACCAGCUGAUAUACCAGAAAAGCUAUAUAAAGAUUUUCUGCAUAACAAAUAUACAAAACUAGUGGGUACUCCAAAGUGGGCUGAGCUUAAGAAGACAGAUAAAAAAACUGAUGAAUUAGAUGAUGAAAUAUUAAAGCAUAGUUGUCAUUUGGAAAAACUUAAAUUGAAAAACUUACCCAAAAGUAUAAUUGAUAUAAAAGCAAUGACACCAAUUAACAAGGAAACGCAUAUAGAAGGACCUGUUAUAUCUAGUCUAGAAUUUCAUCCAUCUUCUACAGUGGCUUUGGUUGCUGGUACUUCUGGAACCCUAUCCCUCUUUCAAAUAGAUGGUAUUGAAAAUAAUAAAUUGCAUUCAAUGGAAUAUAAGAAGUUUCCUAUCAGUGUGGCAAAAUUUUUGAAGAAUGGAACAGAAGUUUUAGUUGGUUCUCAAUAUUAUCCACACUGUCAUUCCUAUAAUCUCCUUAGUGGAAAGACAUACAGAAUACCAUUACCACAUGGUGUUACUAAUAUGCAGAACUUCGAAGUAUCACCAGAUGGGGAAAUUAUAGCACUGCCUGGUCGAUUGGGAGAAAUUUAUUUGUUAACAAGUUCAUCCAAAGAACUUAUUGGUACUUUAAAAAUGAAUGGGAGGUGUAGAGCUGUAUGUUUUACACCAGAUAGUAAGACACUGAUUACACAUGGUGAUAGUUGCGAAAUGUAUAUAUGGGAUAUAAAUAGUCGCUCGUGUAUACAUCGCGCUGUAGAUGACGGAUGUCUAUCUUGUGCAUCGAUUUCAAUGUCUCCAAGUGGUCAGUUUGUAGCGACUGGUAGUAAACAAGGUGUCGUCAAUUUGUAUGACUCAAAAACAGUGUUGCAAAAUCGAAAUCCUGUUCCGUUAAAAAUUCUUCUGAAUCUUGUAACGUCUAUUACGAGUUUGAAGUUUAAUUCUUAUUCUGAAAUAUUAGCGAUGGCUUCUGAUAAAAAAUAUAAUGCAUUCAAAAUGGUGCAUUUGCCAUCGUUUACCGUCUUCUCAAAUUUUCCGACAUUUCAAACCACUAUAUCAAUGCCUGAAGCUAUUGACUUUUCACCCGGUAGUGGUUAUUUAGGCAUUUCCAACAGAUCUGGUAGUGCUUUUCUGUAUAGGUUAAAGCAUUAUGGAAAUUAUUAG